Messenger RNA from Anthonomus grandis grandis, 686 nucleotides. RefSeq names its product ragulator complex protein LAMTOR2 homolog (gene Lamtor2). Gene Ontology annotation, biological process: cellular response to amino acid stimulus; positive regulation of TOR signaling. The record is from RefSeq and is a predicted model, not a curated record. The transcript has 3 exons. Gene Ontology annotation, cellular component: Ragulator complex. The coding region runs from base 126 to 503 and encodes 125 amino acids. Gene Ontology annotation, molecular function: guanyl-nucleotide exchange factor activity; molecular adaptor activity. NCBI's taxonomy places the organism in Eukaryota, Metazoa, Arthropoda, Insecta, Coleoptera, Curculionidae.
UUUGUUUAUUUAGAUGUCAAUGUCAAAGCUUCCACCCUUAUGUUUAUAUAAAAGAAAAUUUAAAAAAAGCUACUAAAUUGUUAAAGACACAAACUCCAUUUUUAAGAAACGACCAUUAAAGCAAGAUGUUAAAACCGAAAGUACUAACCCAAGUCUUGAGCCAAGCAAAUACUGGUGGUGUAGAAAAUACUCUUCUAGUGAACCAGGAAGGGCUUCUGUUAGCUUACAGUGGUUAUGGGGAUAAAAACGCUAGAGUUACUGCAGCUAUAGCUAGCAAUAUAUGGAGUAAAUAUGAAAGAAAUGGAAAAAAUUCUCUAAGAGAAGACCAGCCUGAUAUUAUUUUAAUGGAGUUCCAAGAAGGAAGGAUUGCUAUAACCCAAGUGGCAAACGUUUUACUAUGCCUUUAUGCUAAGAACUCUGUGGGUUUUGGCAUGUUAAAGCAAAAAGCAUAUGCCCUGGCCUCGUACCUAGAAGGACCGCUCAAACAAGUUGCCACUUCUUAGCAUAUUUAUUUCUAAGGAGAGAGUGAGAACUAUUUAUGUUUUAUGUUAAGUAAGAAAUUUAUUAAUUUGUAUUCUACAUAUGUUUAUAAUAUUUUUUGUAUUGUUAUUGAGUCUGUUUGAUUUGAAUAGAAUAUUAUUACAAUAGGAGUUCAAAUAACAAUAAAUCAAAUCUUAUAAUUUUAA